UCGGCGGAGCCGGUGCGCGAGGCUGCGGGUGUGCUUGAGUGGCCUGCCCCGGGCCCGCCGCUGCCAUGGACGGUCUGCGCCAGCGCUUCGAGCGGUUUCUAGAACAGAAGAACGUUGCCACCGAAGCGCUCGGAGCGCUCGAAGCCAGGACCGGUGUAGAGAAGCGGUAUCUGGCCGCGGGGGCUCUCGCGCUGCUAAGCCUGUAUCUUCUGUUCGGCUACGGGGCCUCUCUACUGUGCAAUGUCAUCGGAUUUGUAUACCCCGCAUAUGCUUCAGUCAAAGCUAUCGAGAGCCCAGCCAAGGAAGACGAUACUGUGUGGCUAACCUACUGGGUGGUGUACGCCCUGUUCGGCCUGAUCGAGUUCUUCAGCGAUCUACUCCUGUUCUGGUUCCCUUUCUACUACGCGGGCAAGUGCGCCUUCCUGUUAUUCUGCAUGACUCCGGGACCCUGGAACGGGGCUCUAAUACUGUACCAUCGCGUCAUACGACCACUAUUUCUAAAACACCACGUGGCCCUAGACAGCGCCGUGAACAAUCUCAGCGGAAGGGCGUUGGACAUAGCGGCUGGGAUAACCCGGGACGUACUGCAGGCCCUGGCACGGGGCCGGGCUCUCGUCACCCCAGCUUCAACAAUGGAGCCCCCAGCCGCUCUGGAACCGGACCCCAAGUCAGGUCAGAGUCUGCUCCUGAAGCACAAGUGAGAUCCCCUGGGAGCCUGUGCACAGAGCCCCUGGCCAGUGACAAAGAGCACACAGCUGAGGCCCAGCUCUCUGACUCCUCCUCAGACUCCCAGACAGAGACCGAACAGCAACGCCGACCCUCGAGCCCAAUCAAGCCAACAGCAAGCCCAUCGAGGGCCGUGAAUGGGCAGUCCCCAUCCCCAGUCAGCCCAGGUUCUGCAUCUGCGUCCCGGGGUCAGCUGGCCACAGGCUCUGUUAGUGGCUCCCAGAUUCCCAGUAAGGCCCGGGGCCAUCGCAGCCGGGGCAGUAUGUCUUCCAGGCCUGCACAGCGUACCCGGCUACCCAGUACGUCCUUGGGGCCCUCUCAAUCGGCCAUGCGCUCUGGGGGGUCUUCACAGC
Messenger RNA from Microtus ochrogaster (prairie vole), 1079 nucleotides. RefSeq names its product receptor accessory protein 6 (gene Reep6). Lineage: Eukaryota; Metazoa; Chordata; Mammalia; Rodentia; Cricetidae. The record is from RefSeq and is a predicted model, not a curated record.